CAUUUCGUGGUGGGAAUGUGCAUUAACAAAAUGACAAAAUGCCAUAUCCUAGCAACGGCGUCUUCAACAGCCUUUGGAGGAGGCUACCGGAAGUCCGGCCUAGAGCAAGAGGGAAGUUGUUUUACCCUCAACGGCUACUCCAUCAGGAUAAUGUCGGGAGCCCUGCAUUACUUUCGAGUCCAUCCCGACCAGUGGUCCGACCGCCUGGCAAAGCUUCGCGCUGCUGGACUCAACUGUGUCGAAACAUACGUUCCCUGGAAUCUACACGAGCCCCGGCAAGGUCAUUUUGACUUUGGAGAUACGGAAGACCUCAUGUCUCCUUUUCUAGACCUGCCGGCAUUCCUGAGGGAGGCCCAGAAGCAGGACCUAUUGGUUAUUGUACGCCCUGGACCCUACAUCUGCGCCGAGUGGGACUUCGGGGGACUGCCCAGCGCACGCCUCUCCCUUCGUCAGGUGGAGAACGAGUACGGCUCCUUCGGCUACAGCGACCUCCCGCGGGACACCAAUUACCUGAACUCGAUUUACCAGGUCAUGACCUCAGUCAUACCCUCCAGCGAGGUCCUCUAUUUCACUUCCGAUACCCCUACGUACAGGAGUGACCUCGGAGCUAUCAAAGGAGUGCUCCAGACGGCGAAUGCGCAGACGUCGGUGCUGGAGGAGUUCAAAGAGCUUGAUCGCCUGCAGCCCAACAGCCCGCUUAUGGUGACGGAGUUCUGGUCCGGCUGGUUCGACCACUGGAUGGAACCACACAGGAACCGCUGGCCUGAAAAAGAGUUCUCCCGCGCCCUCGAGGAAAUCCUACAGAGAGGCGCGUCUUUCAACUUCUACAUGUUCUGCGGCGGCACCAACUUCGGCUUCCUCGCGGGCGCCAACGUGCAGAGGGAGUGGCCUUUCUACGCGCCGGAUGUCACCAGUUACGAUUAUGACUGUCUCCUGACGGAAAACGGAGACUAUACUCCAAAGUACAUGAUCACAAAACAGUUGAUCAGCCAAUAUCAGACCCUGUGUACUCCUGCUCCGCCUGAGAAGUCCCCAAGAGUCUCAUAUGACGACAUAGUUUUGAAUAAAAUAUUAAACCUGAACGAACUUAUAGGACAGCUACCACACGUGAAGAGUCCAAACGUAAUGGCUAUGGAAGACCUCCCUAUCAAUGAUGGCAACGGGCAGUCCUACGGAUACACACUGUACCGCACACGUAUCACUGUACCCAAAGGAGGAGCCACAGUAACCAUCAGCGGACACGUGAGGGACCUUGCUCUUCUUCUCGUCGACCUGAAACUUGUGUCACCUUGCAUCAACGAGCCACGUGAUCUGGACGGCUUUGGUACAUGGGUGAAAAGAAACUCUACCUUUGAGCUCUCGAGUGAGUACAGUGGCAUACAUACACUAGACAUUUUGGUGGAAAACAUGGGUCGUGUCAACUUUGGCAAGCCUCAUGACUUCACAAUGAAAAAGGGACUUAGCGAGGGCCCAGUCUUACUCGGCAAUGAAGAACUCCAGGACUGGCUCAUCUACCCGAUAGAAUUCAAGAGUGGAGACAUAGACAGAUUGUUGGGCUGGAGGUCCUACGCUGAUGAAGAAGUGGUAGGCCCAGCGUUGCUUCAGGGGGACUUGGAGAUUCAAGAUGAGCCUGAGGACACCUUCCUGGACGCAUGCGGGUGGGGAAAGGGCGCUGUGUUCGUCAACGGCUUCAAUCUGGGCAGGUUCUGGACGGCUGGCCCACAGAAAACCCUGUAUGUCCCUCGACCUCUUCUUGUGAAAGGUCUCAAUAAGAUAACAGUGUGGUCGCAGUACGGAGGCCAGGGAGUGGUCAAAUCCAAGGACAGCCAUGACCUGGGUGCCGAGAACCCUACAGGUGUAACCCCGGGCAGUGGCGGCCCUCUCAUCAAUAUUUGCAGAACCCAUGAAUAGUCGAUUCUCAAGUAGCCUUGCGUGCAUCUUUUCUAAACUUGCAUAUCAGAGUAGAUGUAGGUGAAUACUUGAAUUCCAUCCAUUAAGUUUCUGUUGUUAGAGUUGCAUUACAUUCCUCACACACACACACACACACACACACACACACACACACACACACACACACACACACACACACACACACACACACACACACACACACAAACACACACACACAUAUAUAUAUAUAUAUAUAUGUAUAUAUAUACAUGUCUCUGUGAUAUAAAAUGUAUUGCUUAUAGAAACGAAGAUAUACCAGUGAAAAUUUUGCCUCAGUCGAUUAGAAUCAACACAAUGACGAGGAUAAGAUGAUGUGAUCAACCAGCGCCAGAGAUACCUACCGGGCAGAAAGGAACGAUCCUCGAGACUUGUUGACAAUCUUCUUGAGGGUUUGAAUCAGUUCCAAGCAGCUAUCAUUUAAAGAAGUUUCUAAGCCUACAUGCUAGUUUAAUCUCGUAAUGCUGUAUAUAAAUAGGAUAUAGCAUACCAGGGGUUUUGUGGACUGUAACGAGGGUAACAGCAUAUCGCUUGGUUGUUGCAGUAACAGUAACGAGGUUGUCUGGUACUGUUUGUGUGUUUUGUGGUCAGUCUUGUUUCUACUAAUUGCAAUAGGUUUUAUGAUCACUAUUUACAAAUAUGAUUAAUAAUUCUUAUUUACAAAUAGGAAUUGUAAAUAAGAAAGGGAAGCUUAUUUAGACAAUCAACAAAUACAUGUAAAUGGUAAGUAAGACAGAGGUUACAUCAAAUAAUCAAAACUUAUAUGAAAUGUACAGAAGAGAAGUUACAUCAGACAAAAUGAUAAACAAAAAACAUUGUAUAAGAAAGACGUUUCAUUAGACAAUCCCUAAACCAAGAAAAUUGUCUAAUGAUAACUUCUUUAUUUUUAUCUUUAUUGCUGACGGAAACUAAAAGUCAUAUUUAACUAUUCCCCGAGCUAGUAGCCACAUUUCUUGCUUAGAGCCCUGCCAAACUAACAAAAUGUGUAAGUUUCUGAAUAGCAUUGUGCAAAACGAACAGUUAUGUGAAAGUUUCAGCAUACAUAGUGUAGUAGUAUUGAAUUAAAACUCUCAUUAUGUCAAGUUUCAGUUUACCUAUGCAGUGGUGCUAAACUAACACUUAUCUGAGAUUCGGUAUAACAGUGCCAAAGUAAAGCAUAGCAUGUGAACGUUACAAAAUAACAAUACAGUGGUGCUAAAGUAAUGAUAAGGUUUAUUUACAAAUUUUGUACUUUUGAGCAAUAUUCUCUUGUUAAUAGAUGUUCUUUUUAUAAGUUUAAUGAAUACAUGGAAGCUC
This is a messenger RNA of Penaeus chinensis, 3243 nucleotides long. Its product is annotated as beta-galactosidase-1-like protein 2. Gene Ontology annotation, cellular component: vacuole. NCBI's taxonomy places the organism in Eukaryota, Metazoa, Arthropoda, Malacostraca, Decapoda, Penaeidae. Bases 16 to 1911 code for a protein of 631 amino acids. Gene Ontology annotation, biological process: carbohydrate metabolic process. The record is from RefSeq and is a predicted model, not a curated record. Gene Ontology annotation, molecular function: beta-galactosidase activity. The transcript has 11 exons.